This is a messenger RNA of Paramecium sonneborni, 1996 nucleotides long. The record is from the annotation of a GenBank genome assembly. Lineage: Eukaryota; Ciliophora; Oligohymenophorea; Peniculida; Parameciidae.
AUGAGCUAGGAUGGAGAAUCUCCUAAAUUAAAAAGACAUGGAUCAAGACAUGAUUCUACAGUGUCAUCAAUAAUAAAUAAUGAUAGAGGUCGAUAGAGUCUACAAAUUUUAAAUGAUCGAAAAGUACUUCUGUUAUAUGCUUCAGGAGCCACAGCAGCAGAAGGUGAAGUGAAUGAAUCUCAUAUGACUGUUGUCAAAGGUAGAUUAGAAUAAAGAUUAAGAAACAUUUCUUUUCUCUGUGAUCUUGAAUACACUUAAGUAUAAAUUAAAGCCAUAUCCUAAAGUACCAUAAUCAAGAUGGAUGUCUUACAACCCCAAUAUCUGAAUGUGGUAGAAGAACAGUCUAUAAAGUUAUGGAAUUAGAACAGAUAACAAAUUCUAGACAAACUGUAAGUCUUGUUCGUAAAUAUAGUCUUAUUCUGAUAUCAGACAUAUUGCAGAAAUCAUUAAGGAGAAUUAUGAAAAAUAUAGUGCUUUUGUUAUUUUGAGUGGAAUAGCAACUAUCACUUAUCUUGGAACAAAUCUAUCAUUUAUGCUAGAGAACUUAUAAAAAACUGUAAUAAUCACUGGUUCUUUGAUCCCUUUAUCUUUUAUGAGAAAUGAUGCAUUUUAAAACAUCUUAGAUUCAUUAAUCCUAGCUGGUAAUUUCUUAAUACCAGAAGUUCUGAUUGUAAUGGAUCAUAAAGCGUAUCGUGCUAAUAGAUGUAGACAAUUAAAAUGUGACUCUUUGGAUUGUAUUGAAAGUCCAAACUUUCCAAAUUUGGUCGAAUUCGGAAUUAAUAUUGAAAUUAAAUGGCAAUUAGUUUUAAGAAGAGGUGAGUAAAUGUUCACUAAUGAGGAAAGCACUUUAGAAUUAGCACCUCCAUUUGUAACAGAUAUUAUUAUAAUCAAAAUUACACCUUAUACAAGUGUUGAUCAUAUUAGACAUGUUUUAAAUACUCCUAAACUGAGAUGUUGUAUCUUAGAAUGCUAUCAUUUUAGUGAAAUGCCACAUAGCUAGGAGUUGUUUAAUGUAUUGAUUUAUGCACAAUAAUAACUGGGAAUCGUUUUAAUUCAAAUUUCUCAAUGCAUAAAAGGACAAACAAUCUUGAAUUUUAAAAAAACUGUAAAUGGCAUCAUUGUACAAUAUGAUAUCACUCCAGAAAGUGCUUAAGCAAAAAUAGCUUAUUUAUUAGGGAAAGGUUAUAGCAAUUAAGAAAUUAUUCAAAAAUUUCCAUAGAAUUUAUAGGGUGAGACAGAAUCAGUUCGUUAGUUUGAAAAAUUUGAAGGAUAAAAGCAACAUUUUAUUUAAACAAUAUUGGAGACUUUACAAAAAACAUCUGGAGAUGAGCAAAUUAGUUAGAAUAUGGAUAUAAUGAAUAAAUAUAUAAUACCAAAUUUGGGAUGCUUUUUAGCAACAACUGGAUAAUUAGAAUUGAUAAAAGACUUAAGGAAGAAUGAAGGGAAUUUAAAUAUACCUGAUUUUGAUGGGAGAACUAUAUUACAUUUGGCUGCUGCAAAUAAAUAAAUAGAGAUAAUAAAAUACUUAGUAGAGGAGGUUCAUGUAGAAAUAAAUCCUGCUGAUUAUUUAGGAUAUACUCCUAUGUAUGAAGUAUUGAUUAGUAGAGAUAAAGAAUUAUUAUUGUUUUUUUAAUAAAAUGGUGGAAUUAUUUCAGCCCCUCAUCAUAUUUUGGUGGAUUUAAUAUUAAAUUCAGGUUUGGAAGGAGAUUUAUAGAUGUUAGAAUUAUUAUUUCAUGGAGGUAUAAAAAAUCUGAAUGAUUAUGUAAAUGUUGAUAAUCGCAACAUAGGUCAUAUGGCAGUGAUGUCUAUGUGUUCAAAAAUAAUUAGAUUUUUAAGAUUCGUAGCUAAAUUCGACUUUAGUGAAAGAGAUAGAUGGGGGAAUACACCAUAUGAAAAUGCAAUAGAAAUAAAAAGUAAAAAGAUUAAAGUACAAAAGAUGAAUGAAGUGGUAAUUGAUGAAAUUAUUGAGAUGUUAGGAAUUAUAGGAAAUGAUUGA